Molecule: messenger RNA, 969 nt
Organism: Paramuricea clavata
Lineage: Eukaryota; Metazoa; Cnidaria; Anthozoa; Malacalcyonacea; Plexauridae
Source: the annotation of a GenBank genome assembly
AUGAAGAGGUACAUUCAACUAUCUUUGCUCGUUUUAAUUUUUGCUAUAACUUAUUAUUUCACGAGGAGUUAUUUUGCUGGAUGCGUAUGUACAAGCCAAAUGAGACUUGAUGGUAAGACUGUCAUUGUAACUGGUGCCAACACUGGUAUUGGGAAAGAAACUGCAUUGGAUUUAGCCGGGAGGGGAGCUAGGGUGAUCAUGGCUUGUCGUAAUCUACGUAAAGCUCAAGUUGCUUUGCAGGAAAUCGUAGAAAAAUCCCGCAACAGCAAGAUUGUAGUGAAGCAUUUGGAUCUUGCGUCUUUGAAGUCAAUCCGGGAUUUUGCAGACGACAUAAACCGCAACGAACCUCAACUUGAUGUUUUAAUCAACAAUGCAGGAGUGGCUUAUUUGCCUCAGUUGACAAAAACACAGGACAACUUUGAAAUGGCGAUGGGUGUUAACCACUUAGGACAUUUCCUGCUUACAAAUUUACUGCUUGAUUUGCUUAGAAAAUCUGCACCAUCACGGAUUGUUGUUGUCUCCUUAUCAGGCUAUAAGUUGCUGACAAAUGAAUUCAAUUUGGAAAAUAUUCACAGUGAACAAUAUUACGAUAAAAUGGAUGCGUAUGGUCAAAGUAAACUGGCCAAUAUUUUAUUUAGUAAAGAGUUGGCAAAGCGUCUGCAAGGGUCGGGUGUAACAGUGAACUCGCUACAUCCGGGAAUGAUUCCUGAAGCAGAAAUAACGCGACAUAUGCCAUAUAUUGUUCAGAUGGCAGUGAGAUAUCUAGCAAGUCCAUUUCUUAAAACUGCAAAACAAGGAGCACAGACAACUAUUCAUUUAGCAGUUUCCAAGGACGUUGAAGGUGUUAGUGGGUUAUAUUUUAUGGACUGCAUGAUAACCGAGCCCACCAAGGCGGCCCAAGAUGAGCAGAUGGCAAGGGAAUUGUGGGACAUAAGCAGAAACCUUGUCGGACUGAAUACGACCAUCUAG